UUUACAUUUACAUUUAGGCGUUUGGCAGACGCUCUCAGACGUCUCCAGAGCGACUUACAGAAAGUGCUUUAAUGUUUACGUCACUGGAUACACACUUACACUGGGUUAGGUCAAUAGUUCCCUUUUGGGUGGAUAUCUGCUGAGUUUCACCAACACAAGGACUCAGUAAUAAAACACAUACUGCGUGUAAAUCUCUGUAUAAAUGAUGAUGUAGUGGUUAGCAUUGUGGUCUCGCACCUCCAGGGUCUGGGUUCAAUUCCCUCGCUCUGUUUGUGUGGAGUUUGCGUCUUCUCCGCGGUUUCCUUCCAGAGACACACGCUGAGUCCACUGAUGGGUUUCUCCAAAUUGCCCGUAGUGUGUAUGCAUGUGCCUGCUUGCGCGCCGGUAAUGUAUUGGCCCCCCGUCCGGGGUGAGCGGCUCCAGGCCUCCCGCGACCCCGUACAGGAUAAACGCUAUAGAGAACACGCGAGAGACAGCUUUUGUUUGCGUGAACAUUCGUGGUCUAAAAUGCCGAACCAUGAAGUGAUUCCUCUGUGUCGCGGCUCAGAAAACCGGUUGAAGGAAUAAUUGUAACUUUAUUGGAGUUCACAAAUGAAAUCUCCUCACCCACCUUCCUCAUCCUCCUCUUCCUCUUUUCCUUAUUAAAGCUAACAGACUCUCGUGCUUCUCACAACUUCACUCUGCCUGCAGUUCUGCUGCGCUGAACAGUCCCACCUAAAUCUUUUUUUUUCUUGCGAGAUGGAUUGCUUAUGUAACUCUAUUGUGCAAUGCAGCAUGAUUAUACAUUUCACACCCCACCGCCUCUGUUGUGGAGAAAUAGCAGUUGAAACAUUGUUCUUUCUCAAAAUUACUCAAAAAAGGGCGGCCUUAGUUUCAUUUCUCUCUCUCUCUCUCUCUCUCUCUCUUCCAUGUCCUUCUCUCUCACCUCUUGCAUGUUUUCUCACAUUCUCACUGGGUUAUGACAGAACAUCUGCGGUGUGUGAGAACCUUCAGUGUUAUUACAGCGUAACACUCAUGACCUACAGUAUUCCUAUCCACAGCCUCGUAUUAAACACUACAACAGAGUCGACACGCUAAAGCGCAAUCGAACAGAUCAGAGCUGAAAUCACGCUGAAACGAUCAGGACGAUGAGCUCGGGAGCGAUUCCACGCCCAGUGUAAAUCUCUGCUGCUGUCGAUGGCCGUGGAUUUGAGACGUCUGAUGAUGUGAGAUGGGACACCUCUUCCUGACAUCACUGGACUCCUGACUUUCCCGCUGUUGCUAUGCUCUGCUGCUAUUUGGUUGCAGUUUUCUGAAUCAGACUGCACCUCUGUCUGGGUUUGGACCGUGCACCUGAGACACAAGACGCGUCUCCUCCUCUGAUAUACAGCUGCUGUGUUUUUUUAAAGGCAGUGCAGGGAAUUUAUAGUUUUGCCUGUUUAUGUAAUAUUUUGCUCUCUAUCGUUUCACCCCCCCUCUCUCUCGUUCUAUCCCUCUAUCUCUUUCUUUCCUCACGAACUCAGUGAGGAAGCAAGUAGCCCACAUCAUAUCGUCAUGGAAACAGCAUGUGAGUGUUAGCGAGAGGGAGCGAGGAGCGAGAGGGAGGGAGAAGGACGGAGAACAAGUAGGAACUGCGUUAGAAAACAAGCAGAGUCUCCAGAGCCGUCUGAAAGUCUCAAAAAUAUUGGCAUCUCUUGCUAUCUAAUCUCUUGGACCUUCUAGCAACUAUUAAAUAACUACUGAAGAAUAUUUACUGCACCAGACCGACUCUCUCUCUCUGCGCCUGGAUGAUGUAUAAUUAUCACAAUGUCACAAAUGUCCUGAUGGAAUUUAUUUGGCUCUGAUAAUAGGGCAGCUUUGACACAACCGUCUCACAAAGCCGAAGUUGAAUGGAGCACACGACCAUGUUUUGUCCAGCUCAGACCUGGAAAGGCCCAAAUGUUUCGACGUUUUCACCCGAGUGGGAUGAUACGCUGAACUCCUUCCUUUCGGCACCUGACGUGAUUAAACCUCCCCCACAGUUCCAGGAUCCAGAGGAACCAUGCCAGGCCACACCCUCUAACGUCACUGUCAUCAGAAGGAAGGAUAAAGAUUCACUCAGGACAGGCGGCAUGCAAAAGGAGCGCCGGAGCAGACCCGUCAGCGCGAUGGAACACCACAGACGUUCAUUAUCACUUUCCACGGCCAUCACCUCUAACCCAGGUGCGACACGGCGCCGGUGCGAAAGCUACGCCCUGUCGUAUCCCAGCAGCAGCUCUGACGACAGCGGCAGUGACAGCACUUCUGUGAGGAGAAGCGAUCGCCUCCCUGAUGCAGUGCCUCAGCACAAGGCUCGAAGCAUUGUUUUGAGAAAAGCUAAAACAAAACCGGCCCCGCCCACACGGACCGUGUCGCUGCCUAGACUUUCAGCUGUGAUGCCUCCGGAGCGUAGAACACAGAGUCUCUACAUUCCCAAUGAUGCCAUGCUUCUUCCGGACCUCAUUCCGUUAUCUAAAGAAGAAGCAGGUGACUCCGGGAAGACCUCAGUCACUCCUGAGGCACAGGGAGAUGUUCCAGUGAAUCAGGCCAUCUCCAGUCACAGACCACUGAAAGACCUACGGUCUAGUGAGCCAUGCAAGUCUAGCACUAAUUCCUCCGUAGGAUAUCCCCUAAACGAACCUGCAAAAGUCCCUUACAACUCUGACUGUAACAACUCCCCAUCGUCUUCUCGCUCGUCUCCUUCUCAACCUUCGAUCUCCUCCCCAACCAAACCACCUGGCUCAGCCUCGCCCUCUAGUGGCUACUCGAGUCAGUGCGAGACUCCCACCCAGCAGACCGCUAUUACAACAGCAGCGUGCAGAAUGCGGCCCAAACCUUCCGGCGCUGUUCCUGGACAACAGGUCCGAAACUGUCGAUCAAGAUUGUCUCUGCAGUUACCUGAGACCCAAGCGGUCACCCCGAACCCUGACCCUUCUGCCGCCCUGCACAAAGUCAACCGCCGCUACUCUGACGCCUCGCACCAGAAGCAGAGAAUGAGUAACAGCAUGCUGAUAAUGCCUGUGGUGACUCAGGAAGACCUGAACAAGGUGCGCUUGCGUGCAGUCAGCAGCACGGACCUGGACUCCACAGCUGUCAUUGAGGAGGAGAAUGAGAGGGACGCAGGCUCUGCUGAUGCUCAGAACAGCCCAAAAAACAAACCCCCUGUAGCACCCAAGCCUCCCGUGUCUAAACGGCCUCCUUGUGCAACAGCAGCAGUGGUGACUAAUCCUGGCACGACGUCUGCUGCAGCUCCGAUAGUCGCCGGUGCCGAAUGCAGCAUUUAUUCUACGGUUAACAAAGUUAAACCCAGGGUUCUUCCGUCCUCAUCAAACGACAGUAGUGACCAUAAGCAGCAAUCUCAUAAGAGUCUGAGAGAGGCUCCUCGCUCAGAAUCACAGUGUAGUACUAAUUACACCAACGCCUUGUCCUUCAAAACUGCUAAUGACUCCAAACCCAGAGAACCACAGAAGAAGAGAAGAGCACCAGCUCCUCCGGUUUCAAAGAGACCCGAUACAGUGUACGUACCCUGCGCUAACACGUCUGUGCCGGAGAGACGUGUAGAGUCGCCUCCUAAUCAUUCCAAGGCCGAGAGUUCACAACGAGAAUACCACGUCACGGUGUACGGACUCAUUCCAUCUCAUUCACCAGUGGACGAAAAACUACCACCAAUUGCACCUGAAUACGAGUUUUAUGAUAAAGAGGACGAACAAGUGCCAGAAAUCGGCGGCCUUCAUUUGGUGAACGAAGAGGACGAGGUUUUUCUUCAAAAGGCUUCGUCUCACACAACAGAGGACCUUUUCACUAUCAUUCACAGGUCGAAAAGGAAAGUCCUGGGUCGCAAAGACUCUUUAGAUAAGCAGGGAGACUUUGGGACUCAAACUCUCACCGGUGCUUCCAAGUCCACUUACCAGAACGACAACUUCAUGGCUCUUCUGAGGAGGACGAGAAGCGCCAAGGCCAGCUGCGGGAGUCGCAUGUCAGCCGCGGAACUUCUGAAGAGCUCGAAACCUGCAGCUAGCGGCACCGCGGAGCUGACCGGCUACAAAAAACACAAUGUGAUGCAAUCUCACGGCCCGUGAACUGUCGCUGUCAUCGAUGCUGUUUUGGCUGAAUAUCACGUUGUCACGGUAUUGCUCGCUUAACGCUUGUGAACAAUAUGCUUUGUAUUAAAAAUAUUAAAAACACCUGCUGUUUGAAAUUUUCAGAAAUGUGACCGUUUGAAUAUUGUUCAACCUUUAAAACUUUGGUAACUAAAGAUUAAGAUUAAGUGUAAAAUGAGUAAAAUAUUUAUAUCCUGCAAAUUGCAAAUGUUAACAUAAAGAGCUGGCUUUAUAUUGUCUAAAUAUUACUUAUACUUUAUGUAAUAUUAUAAACUGUAUCUGUCUCUACUGCCUUGAGUGGAAUUUUGUGAAACAGCACACAGUAAUGCUGUAUAUUAUUGACUGUUUUCAGAACUUACCGUACUGUAGAUCUAUCAAAGUAUUAAAUUUAUAUCC
This is a messenger RNA of Clarias gariepinus (North African catfish), 4493 nucleotides long. RefSeq names its product NHS-like protein 2. NCBI's taxonomy places the organism in Eukaryota, Metazoa, Chordata, Actinopteri, Siluriformes, Clariidae. The transcript has 4 exons. Gene Ontology annotation, biological process: cell differentiation. The record is from RefSeq and is a predicted model, not a curated record. Bases 1869 to 4076 code for a protein of 735 amino acids.